Lucilia sericata (common green bottle fly) is the source of this 1552-nucleotide messenger RNA. It is a transcript of the gene H2.0, whose product is annotated as homeobox protein H2.0. Lineage: Eukaryota; Metazoa; Arthropoda; Insecta; Diptera; Calliphoridae. The coding region runs from base 194 to 1552 and encodes 452 amino acids. The transcript is spliced from 3 exons. Gene Ontology annotation, biological process: regulation of DNA-templated transcription. Gene Ontology annotation, molecular function: sequence-specific DNA binding; DNA-binding transcription factor activity, RNA polymerase II-specific. The record is from RefSeq and is a predicted model, not a curated record.
AUGUGGGAUGUCUUACAAAUCGUUGCGAUCGAAUUGAUUCGUUUUUAACGAAGCGGAAAAAAUAUAUAUUCUGUAUUGAUACGCGUCUCCAUAUUUAAUAGAUUAACAUAUACCGUCGGCAAACUAAAACAGUGAAUAAAAGUGAUAAAAAGGAUUAAAUCAAUGUUUAAUUUAUAAGAAAGAUUUAAAUGAAAUGAUUUCAAAAUCUCAACAAAAUAUGGCCAUACUAGAUGAAGAAAUAAAAUUCUCACAAGCCAUGAAUGAAAUGCCAAAAAAUUUAAGUUUAGAUAAAAUCAACUGUGAUAAGCCCAGUUCUAUAACUCCCAAAGCGGAAAAUCUUCUAAAUGAUUUAAGUGAAAAUAGUAAAAAUAAUAGUGAUAAUAAUGAAAUCAAAACGAAUGAAUUCCAAAGUGAAACUAGAAUACAAUUAAGUUUUAGUGUUGAUCGUUUGCUAAGCAAUAAAUUGCAACAAAUUAAAAAAUCUCCUCCACCCCCUCCCUCUUCUCAAACCGAUACUCAUUCCCAUGAUCCGCGCAGCGAUAAAUGUUGUGAUGAAUUAAAUUCAUCUUACGCUUGCUGUUCUCUGCCCAAUUGUCUGGUAAAUUCCACAACGACAGUUUCAACAAGUUUAUCGUUUCAAGGGAAUUCAUAUCCACCUAUUGAUGAGGAGUUGACAACAGGAUCUAAUGCUAAUUUUAUGGAUUAUAAAUCAGUGGUUAGACCGACACCCAUGCGCCCGAUGAGCAAUAGUUCAGAAACAGUUCCUUCCCUGACGCAUUUCUCCUCCCUGCCACCAACCUCUCUCAUACGAUUUCAUCAUGCACACAUGCAACAACAAAAACAACUAACGCAACAUUUACCCGCCCAAUCAAAUUUCACCUUAUCUUCUCUGAUGAAUCCUCUGUGCGGUUUGAAGCCGCUACAAAUGAAUGUCCAACAAAUGGGACUUCAGAAUUUCUCUACAACAACAUCGAAUAGAUUUAAUACAAAAAUGAAUUUUGACAUUCCCGUAGUAAGACCAAAUUUAUCUUGUAUAUCCACGCUAAGACAUCAUCAUAUGGGAACAACGAAUUCCAAUGAAAGUCAUAUGAAUUUCAAUAGCAACACCACAGCACCCGCCACGUCAAAUACAGCAACUACAAAUACCAAUGCGGGGAAUUCUCAUGCGAAUAUCAGUAGCGGUAAACGGAAACGCUCUUGGUCUCGAGCUGUUUUCAGCAAUUUACAGCGUAAAGGUUUGGAAAUACAAUUUCAGCAACAGAAAUAUAUCACCAAACCGGAUAGACGUAAAUUGGCCGCUCGCCUUAAUCUAACAGAUGCCCAGGUUAAAGUUUGGUUUCAAAAUCGUCGCAUGAAAUGGCGCCAUACACGUGAAAAUCUAAAAAGUGGUCAAGAGAAACAGCCCGGUGAAUCCGUUACAGCUGAUACUUUAAAAGCAAAUGUAGAUAAUGCUAUUGGUAAUGAUUUACCCGGUUACUCUUCUGACGGUUCAUCCAGCCUAGAGAUGAGUGAUGUUGAGGAUGAUGAUGAUGAAAUUGAUGUUGUAGAAUAG